AUGUGGGCCGUUGACAGCGGGGCAACACAUCACAUCUGCCACGACAAGUUCAAGUUUGCAAGCUUGGUCGAAGGCAAUGAUGGCGAGAUCCUGGUGGCUGAUGGCAACAAGGCGGCCAUCAAAGGUGUGGGGACCAUCGUGGAAAAGGUGAUUCUGCCAAACGGGGAAGAGCGCGAGAUCGAGAUCAAGAACGCGCUCUAUGUGCCCAGCAUGAGCAAAAAUCUGCUCUCGGUGCCGCAGAUUAACAAGCACGGCAACUUCCAAGUGGUGUUUGACGGGGAUACGAUGUACGUAGCUCGCAAGGAUUCCAAUCAAGUGGUGGCAGCUGCGGAUCUUGUAGACGGACUCUACUGGCUUCGCACGACGCAGCGAUCGGCCAAUGCGACAUCACUCAGCAACGCUGUUGAUCUACAUGCGCGAAUGGGCCAUGCUCCAGUCGACGUGCUUCGCAGGAUGGUGACAAGCCACAUGAUCAAGGACGCUCACAUCCCUUCCAAGCCGAAUGGAUCAAGUGUGUGUCGAGGAUGCCAAGAAGGGAAGAUGGUCCAAAAACCAUUCCCGAGCAACCGUGACAAGCGCACCUACAACACCUUCGAGAUGCUCCACUUCGACAUCUGCGGACCCAUGGAAGAAAAAUAUCUGGGUGGCAGCAAGUAUCUGCUGCUGAUCGUGGAUGAAGCCAGCGGAUGCAUGAAGGGUUUUUGUCUGCAUUCCAAGUCAGAGAGCGAAGAGUGCAUCAAGAAGUACAUCACGAUGAUACAGACGCAGUUCAACAAGAAAGUCAAAUUUGUGCGACACGAUGGAGCCCGCGAGUUUGCGACGAACUCGCUUCAAGAUUUCUACGAAGUCGAAGGCAUCGAGCAACAAACCACGGUGCCAUACGCACAUCAAGCCAAUGGAACUGCUGAACGCGCGAUUCGAACUAUCGUCACCAUCGGUCGUAGCAUGCUCCAUCAUGCCAAGUUGGACAAGUGCUUCUGGGCUGAAGCGGCAAUGACGGCCGUCUAUGUGAAGAACCGUUUGCCGUCACCCAAGAUUCCACACAAGACACCGUUCGAGAUUGUCUACAAUUCUAAGCCAAGUGUCAAGCACAUGCGCGUUUUUGGGUGCCAAGCAUACACCUUGACCCCGAAGGAGAAACGACUCAAGUGGGAUCCCAAGGCCCGGGCUGGAUUGUUUUUGGGCUACGAAGAAGUGUCCAAGGCGUAUCGAGUUUAUGACAUCGAAGCGGGGCAGGUGAUGAUAAGUCGCGAUGUCAACUUCGAUGAGUCGGCCUUUGGAAUGUCGAUGCUGAUUUCCGAUGACGAUGUUGAUGGCCUGGACUUCGAAUCGAUCGAUCUUGAUGAUGAAGAACCGCGUCCGAGACACUUCAAACAAACAGGAAAGCGCAAGGCCCAACCCAGUCACGACAAUGACGACGCAAGCAUGCCCCGAGCAGUGCGCCAACGACCCGGAUUGGAAGAGUCAAGUGCGCCGGAUGACCUCUCUUCACGUCGAGCCAACGAAGAUGAAGAAAGGAAGUCGGAGGAACAACAUGACACACCGACUUCCUCCGCGUUUUGGCAUGCGAGUGCAAACGCCGUCGAAGCAGCGGUCGAUUUUUCGGAGCCGUCGACAUUUGAAGAAGCAGUGUCUGGCCCGGACCAAGUACACUGGCGCAAGGCAAUUGAUGCGGAGCUCGAUUCGAUGAAGCUUCGCGGUGUCUUUCGUGCGGCCAAGUUACCCAACGGACAAAGCGCCAUUGGCACAAAGUGGGUCUUCAAGAUCAAGCGCAAGGCGGAUGGGUCGAUCGAGAAAUACAAGGCACGACUUGUGGCCAAGGGUUUUCGCCAAAAGUAUGGCAUCGACUACACGGAGACGUUCUCGCCCGUGGUCAAGUAUGUGACGCUGCGAAUGGUCAUCGCCAUUACCAAGCACUUUGGAUGGCCCCUCGACCAGCUCGAUGUGGUGACUGCGUUCCUGUAUGGAGUGAUGAAGGAGAAGGUGUUCUGCGCUGUUCCGGAAGGCGUCAAGAUGGAAGGUGAUUUCGACUUGAUGAACUUUAGACUUCUUGGUCCGAGUGCAAAACGCAAAGUGAAUAUAUAUUUAUAA
Molecule: messenger RNA, 2091 nt
Organism: Peronospora matthiolae
Lineage: Eukaryota; Oomycota; Peronosporomycetes; Peronosporales; Peronosporaceae
Source: the annotation of a GenBank genome assembly